AUGGCAGUCAGUGUGUAAAUGACAGAGCUUGCCCUGAAUAUUAGGAAACCUCAUGACAGCCAUGAACGACUUCACAAUGUCUCUGCCAAAGCUCAAGUCUUUGGUUAGACAAAGCAUGGGAGGACCUCCGAUAAGCACAAAAACCAGUGGAACUACAGGGAAGCCACAUCACAAGGGACAUGAAAUGGUCAUUGGAAAUUGCUUCUGUUGUGGAUCCAGACUUUCGUAUCCACGUUCUGUACCCUGUUUUCGCUGCACUGUGUGUCUAACCAUUAAUGACCUUCCUUCCGCGAAAACAAGUCUUAUUCCAGAACACAUACAGCGUAUAGAACCAUUGUCGGUUAAACGCUUGCGUCACUUAGUUGAGAAGGUGAAGCGUGAAGCAGCUCUUGGUCAUGCUUCUGACGACUUAGAAGCAGUCUCGUUGGCACACAAACCUCUGCGACUAUGGUUGAGCCAUGCUUUUCGCAACUCUGUUAUAUUAAACAAAUCUUUUCAAAGUAAGGAAGAGCCUGGAAAAGACCAUUGUGGUUUUGAUUACGACGAAAUCAGCGAGUUUUAUCGAAUUGUUUAUAGUCUUCACAAAUGUUAUAAAGAAGACAUACUUCAAGCUUCCGAGGCCCUUCUCAAAAGACCAUUAAGAUACUGUACCAGUGUCUAUGAUUGCAGAUAUAUAUUGAUAUUUCUGCAAAAUCCUCUCUUAGCAGAUAGCUCGUCAAAAAAUCGCAUGUUUCGCGACUCCUUUCUAAAAAGAAUAUUUGGACUUCUCUCUAACUUGAAGCCUGAUAUGCAAUAUCAGUUUGUCAUGUGGUUUACUCAGGGACCAUAUAAAAACGCUUCAGUGUUUCAACAAAAAGUUGAGCUGGUGAACUCAUAUAUAAGCGUUCGACUUUCCAGAAUUUAUAGUCACGCCUAUCUUGGUUAUUCAUACACAAGUGACUGGAAAAUUAAUGCCGCAGCACAAACUUUGGCUCUGCUAUUUUCUGCUAAUAACAAAAUGAACCUGUUGGACGGAAGUCAUUUUUACAAUACAAUGGUUGAUUAUAUUGACCUUAUUUCCGACUUUGAUUCGUGGGAGCAACGAAGCACAAAGUUCUGUUUUUGUCAGUAUCCCUUUCUCCUGUCAAUGGGUGUUAAAAUGCGAAUUAUGGAAUACGACGCGAGAAGACAGAUGGAAGUUAAAGCGAGAGAAGCAUUCUUUUCAUCACUUUUAUCGAAACGUGUAUUUCAGCCCUGCCUUUUGCUUCGGGUGAGACGCUCACACUUGAUUGAGGACAGCUUAAAGCAGAUUCGUCUAAACGAAAGCGAUCUCAAGAAAAGCCUUCGUAUAGAGUUUAUCGAUGAGGAAGGCGUGGAUGCAGGUGGUUUGCGAAAAGAAUGGUUUCUUCUCUUAUGUCGUCGUGUUUUCGAUCCUGCGUUUUCUUUAUUUCAAACAUUCGACGACGGAACCAUUCCAAUACUUAUGUCCGUUGCGACCCAGUUUAAAGCGUUCAAGAAUGGUUUUCUUCACGUCUGCGGAGGGAAUGCGCUUUCUCUUUUCCGUCCAGAAGAGAUUGAACAACUUGUUCGAGGGAGUGAAGAAGAAAUUGACUUGUACCAGUUACAAAGUGUCUGUGUAUAUGAUGUCUAUUCAAAUCCUGGUCCUGAUGAUGCAAGUAUUCACAGCUCUUCCACGUAUUCUGGCCGCGCUCGAGGAAAACCGGAGUCUAGUGUUAUCAUGGAUCAGCAAAGAGUCAUUCAGUGGUUUUGGUCUAUUGUCUCAGAGUACACGCCAGAUACAUGCAGACGUCUGCUUGCAUUUGUAACCGGAAGCGAUCGGCUUCCCGCAACAGGCAUUGCUAGCUUGCAAUUCCGUAUUUCUAUUGUUGGAGCAGAUUGCGACAGAUAUCCUGUCGCGCACACAUGCUUCAAUCAGCUCUGUCUCUGGGAUUAUUCUUCCCGUGAGAAAUUACGUACUAAGCUUGAACGUGCUUUAUACGAGUCGCACGGUUUUGGACUCAAGUAA
This is a messenger RNA of Schizosaccharomyces japonicus yFS275, 2005 nucleotides long. Its product is annotated as ubiquitin-protein ligase E3. NCBI's taxonomy places the organism in Eukaryota, Fungi, Ascomycota, Schizosaccharomycetes, Schizosaccharomycetales, Schizosaccharomycetaceae. The transcript has 3 exons. Gene Ontology annotation, biological process: protein polyubiquitination. Bases 53 to 2005 code for a protein of 650 amino acids. Gene Ontology annotation, molecular function: ubiquitin-protein transferase activity; ubiquitin protein ligase activity. The record is from RefSeq and is a predicted model, not a curated record.